AUGUUCACCGUGCAAGAGGUUCAAGAGCUUCGGAGCUCGUCUCCAACCAGACUCAACAUGCUCGGUAUCGCCAGCAUGAUGCAUAGAGAAGCAUUUCUCCCUAGAAAGCAGUCUACCGACCAUCUAUCUUCGAUUCCAAGAUCUCUGCUCCACCCUCAAACCCCUCCUGACUCAACCUCGUGUAGUCCGAUUGUCAAACCUGAGGCUAACAUUGUUGCGGCAGGGUCCUUCUCAGCUGCCUCAAGUAUCUCCCGAGAGUGCUCUCCGAUCCCUCGUUUGACUCGCCUCAACUCCUACGCCAACCCUUCUCCCAUCAAGUUGCCUAGUCUCGAGGAAUUUGACCAAGGUGUUGACGCCAUCGCCCGGUCGAAUGGAUCAACACGGUCUUGGACUCCCCCCUCACCUCUUCCUAGCCUGCGUCGCGGUUCCAUACUCCCCCAGCCACUGCCAUCAAUGUUGGCCUUUUCAAUCCAUGAGCCCAGCUACCCAAACUAUGCCAUUAGCAGCGAUUUCUGCCCUUCAAGGAUGGACGGCUACCCCAGCCCACCCCCCGACAGCGAGGGGAGGCACAUCAACCAAAAGUACACCACAGAAGAGGGAGAUUUUAUCAUCUACGCCUGGCACGACAGGAAACUGAAAUGGCAGCGUAUCAAGCAAGACUUUGCGAGCAUGUUCGGCCGAACGCCAGAGAGGACCGUUCAAGGCCUUCAGGCUUGGUACUACCGCAUGAACCAGCGUAUCCCACUCUGGGACGACGAUGGCUGGCUCAUCUUUGACAACGACGACGACAUGGAGCCAAAACACAUCAGCAUCAAGUGCCGCGAGAGAGAUACACAGGACCGGCCGAUGGAGCCCUUGGGGCUUGCCCAGCGGUACCCUGAGCGAGCCAUGCACUACUCCUGGGUCGACUCCGAAACAAAGCGCAAGUGCCGCGACUGGGCUCACAAGCGAACCAUGCAGUUCCGUGAACGCAGAGAACGGCGAAAGAGAAAAGAGCAGAGACGCCUAAAAAUCUAA
Molecule: messenger RNA, 1017 nt
Organism: Trichoderma aggressivum f. europaeum
Lineage: Eukaryota; Fungi; Ascomycota; Sordariomycetes; Hypocreales; Hypocreaceae
Exons: 3
Coding region: 1-1017 (338 amino acids)
Source: RefSeq, a predicted model, not a curated record